Galeopterus variegatus (Sunda flying lemur) is the source of this 946-nucleotide messenger RNA. It is a transcript of the gene FHL3, whose product is annotated as four and a half LIM domains 3. The coding region runs from base 17 to 859 and encodes 280 amino acids. Gene Ontology annotation, cellular component: stress fiber; Z disc; nucleus. The transcript is spliced from 5 exons. The record is from RefSeq and is a predicted model, not a curated record. Lineage: Eukaryota; Metazoa; Chordata; Mammalia; Dermoptera; Cynocephalidae. Gene Ontology annotation, molecular function: actin binding; transcription coregulator activity. Gene Ontology annotation, biological process: actin cytoskeleton organization.
CCCUCACAUCGCCACUAUGAGCGAGACAUUUGACUGUGCCAAAUGCAGUGAGUCCCUGUAUGGCCGCAAGUACAUCCAGACAGACAACGGCCCCUACUGCGUACCCUGCUAUGACAACACUUUCGCCAAAACCUGUUCUGAGUGCCAGCAGCUUAUUGGACAUGACUCAAGGGAGCUAUUCUAUGAAGACCGCCACUUCCACGAGGGCUGCUUCCGCUGCUGCCGCUGCCAGCGCUCCCUGGCCGAUGAACCCUUCACCUGUCAGGACAGUGAGCUGCUCUGCAAUGACUGCUACUGCAGUGCCUUUUCCUCAAAGUGCUCCGCCUGUGGGGAGACCGUCAUGCCUGGGUCCCGGAAACUGGAGUAUGGAGGCCAAACGUGGCAUGAGCACUGCUUCCUGUGCAGCGGCUGUGAGCAGCCGCUGGGCUCCCGCUCCUUUGUGCCCGACAAGGGUGCUCACUACUGUGUGCCCUGCUAUGAGAGCAAGUUUGCUCCACGCUGCGCCCGCUGCAGCAAGAUGCUGACACAGGGUGGAGUGACAUACCGUGAUCAGCCCUGGCAUCGAGAAUGUCUGGUCUGCACCUGGUGCCAGAAGCCCCUGGCAGGGCAGCAGUUCACCUCCCGAAAUGAGGAUCCCUACUGUGUGGACUGUUUUGGAGAGCUCUUUGCACCUAAGUGCAGCAGCUGCAAGCGCCCCAUCGUAGGACUCGGUGGAGGCAAGUAUGUGUCCUUUGAAGACCGACACUGGCACCACAGCUGCUUCUCCUGUGCCCGCUGCUCCACCUCCCUGGUGGGCCAAGGCUUUGUGCCAGACGGAGACCAAGUGCUGUGCCAGGGCUGCAGCCAGGCAGGGCCCUGAACAGGGCUCCUGGGCCCAGGAUUUCCCAAACCAGGGCUCCAGGACUAUGGUUCCUUUUCUAAACCACCUCUGGAACACAGACUCUCC